Molecule: messenger RNA, 3181 nt
Organism: Prosopis cineraria
Lineage: Eukaryota; Viridiplantae; Streptophyta; Magnoliopsida; Fabales; Fabaceae
Product: helicase sen1-like
Exons: 7
Coding region: 133-3057 (974 amino acids)
Molecular function (GO): helicase activity
Source: RefSeq, a predicted model, not a curated record
CUUUGCAUCUUUCAUCGUAACUCUUUCUUAGCCUUUAGUUGUGCUCUCUGGUUUUACUUCAACGAAACCGGGAAAAAGCACGAGACUGAUUCUGUGUUUUAGCCUUAAUAGCAUUGCACAACAAGUGAUCAAAUGAUGGAGAUGAUGAUUCGUGAUGGAAGGGAAAAAGGGAGUACCAGCUUAGUUGACAUUGUGUUUUCUUGGACUAUUGAAGAUGCUGUCAACGAAAAUCUUUAUAAAAACAAGGUGCCAAAGAUCCCAUUGACGUUUUCGACAGCAUCAGAAUACAUGAAAUCCUUUAUUCCUUCACUGAUUGAGGAGACACAUAGUGAUCUGUGUUCGAGCUUGAAGGGCAUUUCUCAAGCCCCUGCUCGUGAAAUCCUGACAUACAAGAGGCUGAAGAAGAGGCAGGGCUUGUUCUAUCAAAUGACGUUGAAUGGGACUAGUGGUGGACAAUAUGAACCUGAAUCUGGAGAUCUCAUCGCCCUCACCGAUAGCAGGCCAAAAAGCCUUCAAGACUUGAACAAACCUAGAAGAUACUAUCACAUUGCUUAUGUUCAAGGAUCAAACAAUGGUCAGAUCACAGUACUUUCAUCAAAGAGUAUGGAGAUUGAACCAGACAUGGGGAGCAAGAAGGCACAAAAGCUUUACGCUUCUUACCUCAUAAACUUGACAACCAACAUUCGUAUUUGGAGGAGCUUGAGCUCACAGCUGAAAGGCGCCAACUUGAAUGUCAUUGGAAAAGUUCUGCAAUCUGAUACAGAGAUUGGAAGGAGCAGUCACGUUUGCCCUCCUAUAGAGCACCAUGAUACAGACAUUUCCAUUGCAACAAACAUAAUCAGAUCUCAGAAUCUGAAUGAAUGCCAGGAAGAUGCUGUAUUAAGUAGUGUUGCAAUGAGGAAAUGUCAUCACAAUCACACUGUGAAACUUAUAUGGGGCCCUCCUGGGACUGGCAAAACGAAGACAGUGGUUUCUGUGCUAUUUUCCCUAUUCAAACUAAAAACAAGAACAUUAACAUGUGCUCCAACAAAUAUUGCUGUGUUGGAAGUGGCAGCACGCUUGCGCAGUUUAAUUAAAGAUCAACUUCAAUUUGAUACCUAUGGGCUUGGUGACAUAGUGCUUUUUGGGAAUAAUUCUCGAAUGAAAGUUGAUAAUUACUGGGGCCUUCCUGAUAUCUUUCUUGAUUAUCGUGUUGAUAAGCUUGAGCAGUGUCUUGAUCCACAGAGCGGUUGGAAGCAUCACUUGGAAUCAAUGAUCAGUUUGCUCGAGAAACCUCAUGAGCAGUAUCUCUUAUCUAAGAUCGAUGCAAAGUAUGAGGAGGUUAAUGAUCUCAUGUCAUUAGAGGAAUUUACUAAGCUUAAUUACAGCAAUGUAGAGCAAUUAUAUCUCUCAUACAAGCAACUUGAACUUAAAGAUGAUUAUUUGACAUUGGAGAAAUUUGUAAAGAUGAGAUUUAGUUACAUUGAAGAUCAAUACCUUUCUUAUAAAGUUGAAGUUCAGUUUAUAAAGAGGAGAUUCGGUUUCAUAGGUGAGAAUCUCAAGUCUUGCUUGAAAACAUUAUACUCAGAACUACCAACUUCACUUGUUCCAUUCAAGGUGGCAAAGAAGAUGUGUAGAGCACUUGAUUUGAUAGAAACCCUUCAAACUUGUUUGUGUCGAAAUGAGUUCAUAGAAAUUCCCAAUUACAAUGUUGAUGGAAAAGGAAAUUCUGUCAGCCAACGAGAAAUUCCUAUGGAGGAAGGGGUGCAAAGAGGUUCCAUCUGUAGUGGCAACCAGAUUCAUCAAAACUUUGCCAAGCCUAUCCAAGAUUCAUUUAUGUUUGUGGGAACAAAUAUUCCAAUAAAAGAUGUUACAUUUUGCUUUGGAAGGCUAAGAUUGGAAAGAGAUGAGUGUCUUAGGAUACUUAGAUCACUUUCUUGGAAAACUUCACUUCCACUAUUUAAAAACCAGUAUGAAAUAAUCAAUUUUUGCUUGAACAAGGCGUGCCUAAUUUUUUGCACUGCGUCGGGUUCCAUCAAAUUGUUCAAUGAAGGAAUGACACCCCUACCCUUUGUAGUUAUAGAUGAAGCAGCUCAACUCAAAGAAUGUGAAUCUAUUAUACCUCUACAACUUUCAGGUGUAAGACAUGCUAUUCUCAUAGGUGAUGAGAGACAACUUCCUGCAAUGGUUAAGAGCAAGAUUUCUGAUGAAGCUGGAUUUGGAAGAAGCAUGUUUGAGAGGCUGGUGUUUUUGGGAUAUAAUAAACAUCUGCUUAAUGUCCAGUAUAGAAUGCAUCCAUCUAUAAGCUUCUUCCCCAAUAGGGAAUUCUAUGAAGGGAAACUUGUGGAUGGCAUGAAUGUCAGAGAUUCAAAUUAUAGUAAACGCUUCCUAGACAGAAAAAUGUAUGGCUCCUUCUCUUUUAUAAAUAUAGCCAAGGGCAAAGAGCAAUAUGGUCAAGGACAGAGCUUGAAGAACAUGGUGGAGGUUGCUGCCAUCACAGAGAUUAUAAGAGGGCUUCAUAAAGGGUUUCUCAGCAGCAGAAGGAAAGUUAGCAUAGGAGUUAUAUCUCCAUAUGCUGCUCAGGUCUUUGAAAUCCAAGAGAAAGUGAAGAAAAACAAUUUGGUUUCAAAUGGUGACUUCUCUGUCAGUGUUCGUUCUGUUGAUGGCUUUCAAGGUGGUGAAGAAGAUAUCAUAAUGAUCUCCACUGUCAGAUUUAAUAGGUCUGGAAAUGUGGGGUUUCUUUCUAAUAGACAAAGAGCAAAUGUUGCUCUUACUCGUGCCAGGCAUUGUCUCUGGAUAUUGGGAAAUGCAGAAACUCUAAAACAUAGUGGCUCUAUUUGGAAAAAGUUGAUAAAUGAUGCUAAGCAAAGAGGGUGCUUUCAUAAUGCUGAUGAUGACAAGAACUUGUCUCGAGCCAUUAAGGAUGCUUUACUUGAGCUUGAACUAAUUGAUGAAUCAAAGUCACCAUUUAAGUCACUCAGCAUAAAGGACAAGACUAAGAAGUCAGAAACAGAGGUUCAUCUAGUGGCAGUUUCCGAAAACCAGGGUGUUGAUGAAGAAAAGAUUCAAAGUGAAUGAUCUUAUUUGUCGUGUUUGUAAGAUGUUUGUUUUUUCAAUCCCAUGAAAUUAUUGUGCAUAUAUAUCAAUUAGGAUUCAAUAUGAAAUUAUUGUUCGGAUUAAAAUUAUUAUUGUGUAUAUAUAU